AUGCAGGAGAUUGAGGCACUGGAGAAGAAAGUUCCUGCUGUCCAGACACUAUUCUUUCCAUCUCCCAGCGAGAGCCGGGAGGGGAGCCGAGGAAGGCUGAAAAGGCAACGGUACCAGGAGCUGCCAUUGGAAGGAGCUGUCUGCAUCUCUCAGUGCUCUACUGAGCAUGUCUCAGAGGAGCCUUAUGCUGGCAGCACAUUAUGCAAAAAGGCAGCUCGAGCAGCCGAGAGAGAGUCAGAGCAAGCCUUCUCUCCCCUUGCAUCACCGCCGCUCGAAAACAACCCUGGAUUACUUGAGAGGGCCUGCCUGCCUGCCCAGGUGAAUGAAGCCAAGCACCAUGGCUUGAUUCCUGACGUUGCCCGACCGCUGAACACCAUGGGGAACCAAGAUGGGAAGCUGAAGAGGAAUGCAGGUGAUGUACACGAAGGCAGCGAGGAUGGUUCUGGGCCCAGGGAUGCUGAGGGCACAAAGAAAGGAGGGGGGAGCAAAAAGACCCUGGGCAGGCAUGGCAAAGGGGGAGAAUCGAAGAAGAAGGGCAAGUCUGAACCCAGGUCAUCUGUGUUUUCCAAUCUGCGCAUCCGGAAAAACCUUUCCAAGUCUAAAGAUGGAAACAGCAGCUCGAGAGAGGAUGUUUUAGAAAGCCAGGCCGUGCACACAGGAGAGCUAGACAGUGCUCACUCCAUUCUCACCAAAACUCCUGAUAUAAGCAUUUCUGCAGAUGAAGGGGGUCUCUCGGAUACCGAUGCAGAGCAUUUUGAAAAUACAAAUGAAACUCGCCCUGCAGCUGCCGAGCCGCAAGAUGGACAAAGAACCAGCUCCGGCUCAGAUACGGAUAUAUACAGUUUUCAUUCAGCCACCGAACAAGAGGAUUUGCUUUCUGAUAUUCAGCAGGCAAUUAGACUGCAACAGCAGCAACAGCAGCAGCAGCAGGGGACAAUUAACAUUGGAACUGAGCAGCAGGGCACCAAAACAAUGGCCCUACACAUGGCUAAUUCUCAAGCAACCCCAUUAGAUUUUGAAAGGUUUCUUUCACUCAGCAGUGACAAAGACACUAGCCCAGAUACCGAGCAGCCGGUCUCUGCUAAAUCAGGAAUCGUAGAAUAUGUCCCAAGCUGUCAGGCUGAAGUGCCAGAAAGGGCAAAUGGAAUGGGGCGCUCCUGCAGCAGUGUGUUUGAGAUGCAGGAAGGACCCGAGCAAUUGUCAGCAGAAGAGGAACAACCUGCUGGGGAAGGAGGAGACUUCUUCUCUACUCCCAAUGCUGCAAUUACAGAAGAAGAGACUCUGCUGGACAGUUCAGUCUUUAAUUUCCCACCCCCGGCUGGGGAGUCUGAGACUGAAAGAGUUGCUGUUGAAGGUACAGGUGGUGAAGGAGAAGCUGAACUGGCAGAUGCAGGCGGGGAUCAGGUUGCUGUGGCCACGGACAGGAAAUGGAGUUUGUCAACUAGCAGAGAAGCCGUGGAGGAGGGCUUUCCUGUGGAAAUGAAAAAUGGGAUUUGUUCCUCAGAGGAUGUCUCCAGCAGUCCAGUGCACACUUCCAAAUGUUUUAAAUCGUACCCUUUCAUCAACCCCUGCUACGUCAAAACCACCACUAGGCAGCUGAGUUCUCCGAACCAUUCGCCUUGCCUGUCCCCCUCACAGAGCCCUCUCUUUAAAAGGAGACGGGAGCCCACUCGGCUGAAAGAGAAGGCACCAAGCAAGAAACAGAGAUCUGCCAGUUUGGCAGGGACAUUUAGCCGAUCUGCAGACUGGACUCGUGAGGUUUCGGAUCAGCCCAGUGAAAUAGCUCAAAAGUCAGGCUCUGCGGAUUUUUUGGAGUACAGGCAGACCAGAGAUGGUAUCCAAGGGGAAAGAGUGCCUUUGAAUCAUUUGAGAAAGUUCUCAGGAAUGUCACCUCCUACUGAUGCCUUCCCUAAUGUAUUUCGAGGGCGAACUCUGCUAGAAAAGCUCUCGAGUCAGCAGGAGAAUGCACCCCAAGAAGAAGCAGAGAAGCUUUGUUCUUGGAUCAUUGCAAUGGGUCUUUUGCUCCCCUUCAGUGACUGCUUCAGAGAAUCAAGUGGCCAGAAGGCACAACAAAGUGCACCAGCAUUUGAUCAAGAUCAACUUUAUACUUGGGCUGCAGUCAAUCAACCCACUCAUUCAUCAGAUUACACGGAAGGAAGAUUUCCAAGAAGAACUCCAUCAGUUUGGCCAGCACCAAAGCCUCCAGAUGAAGAACAGAAAGUGCAUCAUAUAAAGAAAGAACCUGAAGCUGCUGCUGAGGCAUCAGAGACAGAAGAUACAGAGAUUGUUCAACAGGUACAGGAAAAUGUUACAAUGAAAUCAGAAAUGCGGGCAAAUGAAAUUCAGCGGCUGGAGCAAACCAUACAGGAUUUAAAAACAAAAAUUGCAGAGCUAGAGAAACAGUUUCCAGCAACAGAGGUAUUGGUUUCAAGCAAAAGCGUGUGGAAUGAGACCGAACAGCCAACUCAUGAAGGACUACCUAACAGAGCUUUUCAAGAACAUGAAUUGUGUGCUCUAGUUAAAACUAUAACUGCAACAUCUGUGCAGACAUCUCCAACAGAUGAUUGUUUAACACACAUAAUGCCUUCAGACAGUACACUGCCACAAGCACCUCCCCACCUCAAAGGGGAUCCAGGUCAAGGGCCAACUCAGCCGUUGCCAACACUUGAGCCACAACCCACCUUUUGCUCUGAAAUAGCUUUAGUUCUGUCACCAAAACGGAUAUCAGUACAGCUGGAUGCUUUCCAGGAACAAUUGACAAUGCCACAAACUUCAUGUUUAUUUCAAGAGGAAUCUGUGCCAUCAGCUCCCCAUCUUCCUCCGGGUAUGGAGACUGUAACAUGGAAUGAGCAUUCCUCAUCUUUAUCUACUCCCAUCAUUUCUGCUCCUCUAUCUACUGACACUGGAAUUUCCCUGCCUGGGGCAGAUGGCCCAUUUUUAACUUCACCAGUGUCACCUCCCUCAUCCCUCUCUGCCUCAGGAUAUUUAGGGUCCUCAUCUGACAUAGUACCAACCUCUGCUCCAUCAUUCCCCACCAAAAGGACUUCUUCCCCGUCAUGUCUGACAGGGAUGGACAUGAUACCAUCUACCCCUUCUUUAUCUCCUGCAAGCAUCUCUUCUAUGCCACCUUUGCCUACUGCUGGACUACCUUCUGAGAUCUCAUCUCUACCACCUUUUCCUGUAACUGGAAUUCCACCUCCUCCACCUUUGCCAGGACCAGUUAGUUCCCUUUUGCCAGGGAUAGUGCCACCCCCUCCGCCGCCACCCCCUUGGCCAGGCAUGGGAGUGCCACCCCCUCCGCCACCACCCCCACUGCCAGGCAUGGGAGUGCCACCUCCUCCACCCCCACCCCCAUUGCCAGGCAUGGGAGUGCCUCCUCCACCACCACCUCCUCCCCCUUUGCCAGGCAUGGGAGUGCCGCCCCCUCCUCCACCACCCCCUUGGCCAGGUAUGGGAGUGCCACCCCCUCCUCCACCACCCCCAUUGCCAGGUAUGGGAGUGCCGCCCCCUCCACCCCCACCUCCAUUGCCAGGCAUGGGAGUGCCUCCUCCUCCACCACCUCCUCCCCCUUUGCCAGGCAUGGGAGUGCCACCCCCUCCUCCGCCACCCCCUUGGCCAGGUAUGGGGGGACCUCCCCCUCCUCCCCCUCUGCAAGGACUGACAGUGCUGCCUCCUCCACCCCCUUUGCCUGGGGCGGGAGCUCCUCCUCUGCCUGGAAUAGGCAUGCCACCACCUCCAGCUCCUAGUCUUCCACAAGUAUCUGGGUUUCUUCCUCUUCCCUUGCCAACCGGUUUAUUUGUCAUGGGAAUUAACCAGGAAAAAAGUAGCAGAAAGCAUGCAAUAGAACCUUCUCGACCCAUGAAGCCUCUUUAUUGGACAAGAAUCCAGCUUCAUAAUAAAAGAGAUUCUAGUGCUUCACUUGUGUGGGAAAAAAUUGAAGAGCCUUCAAUAGAUUAUCAUGAAUUUGAAGAACUGUUUUCUAAAACAGCUGUUAAAGAGAGGAAGAAACCUAUUUCGGAUACCAUCACCAAGACAAAGAAUAAACAAGUUGUCAAGUUAUUAAGCAACAAAAGAUCACAAGCAGUUGGUAUAUUAAUGUCCAGUCUUCAUUUAGACAUGAAAGAUAUACAGCAUGCUGUCAUGAAUUUGGACAACUCUGUGGUGGACUUAGAGACUCUUCAAGCCCUUUAUGAGAAUAGAGCACAAUCUGAUGAACUGGAAAAGAUAGAAAAGCAUGGCAAAUCAAGUAAAGAAAAGGAGAAUGCCAAAUCUUUGGACAAACCUGAACAGUUUCUUUAUGAGCUCUCCCUGAUUCCCAACUUCUCUGAACGAGCCUUUUGUAUCCUGUUCCAAUCAACAUUCUCUGAAAGCAUUUCCUCUCUCCGAAGCAAACUGGAAUUGUUGCAGAAACUGUGUGAGAUGUUGAAAAGUGGCUCAGGAGUUAUGCGGGUUCUAGGCUUGGUCCUAGCUUUUGGGAAUUACAUGAAUGGUGGAAAUAGGACAAGAGGACAAGCAGAUGGCUUUGGACUAGACAUACUUCCCAAACUCAAAGAUGUCAAGAGUAGUGAUAACAGCAGGAGUCUCCUGUCAUAUAUUGUCUCAUAUUAUUUGCGCAAUUUUGAUGAGGAUGCCGGAAAAGAACAAUGCAUCUUCCCUCUUCCAGAACCGCAGGAUCUUUUUCAAGCUUCUCAGCUAAAAUUUGAAGAGUUCAGUAAGGAUCUUCGCAAACUGAAAAAAGACUUGAGAGCGUGUGAGACAGAAGCAGGCAAGGUUUGCCAGUUUUCAUUAGAAGAACACAUCCAGCCCUUUAAAGACAACAUGGACAAAUUCAUUAGUCAAGCUAAAACUGACCAUGAGAUGGAAGAGAAAUCUCUGGCAGAGACGCAUAAAAGCUUUUUGGAGACUGCAGCAUAUUUCUGCAUGAAACCAAAAAUGGGUGAAAAGGAGGUUUCCUUGAAUGCUUUCUUCAGCAUAUGGCAUGAAUUCAGUUCUGAUUUUAAAGAAUUUUGGAAAAAAGAAAAUAAACUUAUUUUGCAAGAAAGACUUAAAGAGGCUGAAGAAGUAUGUAGACAGAAAAAAGGAAAAUCACUUUACAAUAUAAAACAAAAGCAUGAUUCUGGAAUUAAAGCAAAGAUAAGUAUGAAAAUAUGAAAGAAGAAAGACUUAUGUCUUUGUACCCAGACUCAACACAUUGAUCAUGCCUUGGGGAGGUAGGGGAAAGGAAAUAUUACCAUUCAGCCCAUUUGUUUUCUUGAUUUUCUUGCAUUUUGUUUCCUGUUUACACGGACUACUAUGAACAUUCACUGAUAAACAGAUUUGCACGAUGGAUACCCAGUAAUGGAAGCUAUUUGAUAUUUCUCUCUUACAGACACCCCAUAUACUACAUUCUUUCCAUCUAAACAUUAUUUUGCAAUUUAUAUGGUAAAAUACUAAUAAAGACUAAAGUAGUCUGUGUAAGCAGCAGUAUUUCAGUAUGUCCUAAAUAUACUGAAAACUUUAUAAACAUCUAACUUCAUAUAGAUGUUCCAUUCUUGCAGGAUUUUUUUUUCCUAAAGCAAAUACAUUACAACAUUGCAUUUAGAUUAGGGAGAAUGUUACUUCUCAAGAACUGUUGUAUCUAUUUCCUAUUGACCUUGUAAGUGUACUCUGAAUUGGUAAAAGUGUUUCUUUUACACUCUAAGCCAUGAUCUACUUCAUUGCCUCCUGACAAAAUAUGUCAUAAAUAUGACAUUCAGCCCAGCUAUUGUUAUAAUUGACAAAGUUGAUCAUGAUUUGCUGAUAUUGAUGAAUGGAAUGAAAACAAAAAGGGGAAAACCCAAUUACAGUUAAGCACAGGACUCACUUGGUAGAUACCAAACAAUCUCGGGUAUUUCAAUAUUAUAUUCAUUGAAGAAACUGUUUGCAGAGUAACAGGAAACUUGUGGUAGACUUUCUAUCAAACUCUUGAGUUAAAAAAAAUUAAAGAACUAAAGAUCUUUCCCUUUUCUCAUUCUAAAUUAUGAAGGAUUAUUAAGAGCCUUGGUUUUUCUGGUGAUAAAACAAAGAUGAUUACUUCUGUUUGAUCUCACAUUUUAUUAAGUACUUGAAUUACAAAAAGUACAGCAGAUGCAAUUGUUUUGCAAUACUUCUGUCUCAACUGCUAAAAAUGAUUUAAUGAUUGGGCAGAUCUAGUUUACCACAUUUUCUCCACACUUUCUAAGAGCAACUUUUUAAAAGAUUUUAAAAAAGCCAAAAGUAGGGAAACGAUGUAUAUAUCUCAAUGCCUCUUAGCAUAGAAGGUGCUAGAGUGAUGCAAUUUCUAAGUUUUGAAAUAUUUAUUUUUCUCCAUGUAACCCACUAUAUGAUACCUGGUUGUCCAGAGAUUAAUGUGUGAUUCCAGGAAUCAUAAGGGCUGCAUAAAAUAUGACCUCAGGAAUUGAAUUUUUAAAAUACCAAUCACUAAAAAAUAUAUUUUUCCUCCACUGGGAAAUGAUUUCCUGUUACAUAAUCAGCUUGAAACUCUUAUCAUCUUUCAGGAUAGCCCCAAAACUGCAUUAUAUGAUCCAAUAGCAUCAGGAAUAAAGAUUAUUUCUUUGGGAAAGGGAAAAGAGAAGAUUGUUACAAAAAGACCUAUCGAAAGCAAUUAAAGAAGUAAAACAUAUUUUAAUAGCACUGAUUAAAACUCAUGUUUGUAUUUAUGUAAUUUAUAGUCUUUUGCUGUUUCUGCAUUUUUUUUCAUUUAAAUGCAUUUAAAAACAUUGAAGCAUGUUUCUGUUUUGUAGAUUUCCUGUUCCCUUCAGUAUCUACUGUGUGUAUAUUGCCAUUCUAAACUGAAUAAUGCUACACUUAACAAAGAUCACUAUGUGCAAUAUUGUAUUUAGUGUUUCUAUUCCAAUUUUUUUUAGAAUGUUAAUUUAUAUGAAAAAUAAAAGAAAUAAUGAGA
This is a messenger RNA of Pantherophis guttatus, 6922 nucleotides long. RefSeq names its product formin 2 (gene FMN2). NCBI's taxonomy places the organism in Eukaryota, Metazoa, Chordata, Lepidosauria, Squamata, Colubridae. Gene Ontology annotation, molecular function: actin filament binding. Gene Ontology annotation, biological process: cortical actin cytoskeleton organization. The record is from RefSeq and is a predicted model, not a curated record. Gene Ontology annotation, cellular component: cytoplasm; cytoskeleton.